Molecule: messenger RNA, 8955 nt
Organism: Amoebophrya sp. A120
Lineage: Eukaryota; Dinophyceae; Syndiniales; Amoebophryaceae
Source: the annotation of a GenBank genome assembly
AGGACCCUCAUCAAGAAAAUAAGUACCAUAUCCUGAUUACUUUAACUUUACCCUAUCCCUAUAUUUUCGCUUGACAUUUAUCAGCCCUAAUAGCGUCCCCUGCCAUUUCAACUACCCAGUCUGCUUUUAGUUUUACUGCUCUUCAACAUGAUGCUCUGUAACCCCUCCACAAUGCUUUCUGCGCAAUUCAUCUUGAGUUGUUGUGCUUGUGAUUUCUCAUUCUAGUGACUCUAUAUUCUUUCCUAUUGUGUUGAGCAAGAUGGUUUGACCCAGGCUCUCUUCUUCCUUGACCUUGUUCUUUGUCAAGACCAAGGCAUUUGCGCCUGCGUAGCAAUACCCUGCUCUGACCGCGACUCGGAGAAGUUGCCAGAAUAGCCCAGGCUUGAAGAACCUAUACACGACCACCGCGAACAAAUACAAACCAGCAACGAUGGCGGUGGUGAACUCCGUCUCCGCGGCGGACUACGCCAAGCAGCAGCAGCAGACCGAGCAGCAGCUCAUCAAGAAGCUCGCUGCGAAGCAGGGCGAUUUCAACUCCGUGUCUCUGAAUCCCGCCGACACGAUGUACCUUUUUACCAACGAAAACGAUUGGCCCUUCGGGAUCCCCCACGUCACCUGCUUCCGCGACGCGAAGGUCGACGUGGGCGCGUACUUUGGUUUAAAGGCUGCGUGCGCGAGGACCGCCGAACACAUCAUUACCGGCUAUUCAGCAGCGUCCAAGCUGGAGAAUUUGUCGGCCAGUGCGCUCGUGAAGGCCGGGGACAUUGUCGAGGACGACGUCAAGGCACCCACGGUGUUGGGAAGAGGUACUGAUAGCGAAAUCAAUCAUUUUGAAGUCGCUUGCAUCUGCUUCUCCUUCUGCAUUUUUGCUAUGGUCGUUUCUUUUUAUUUCUGACUCUCAAAGAACUCGUCAAAUAAUAUCAUGCUCGUUCGUCGACAUAAUUCUUCAAUGCGUCUGCUCAAACGUACGAACUCGGCGAAUUCAAAAAUCAACCACAUCCACAACCACAGGAAAAUCCCACGGCGCCGGUAUGAAGAGGAUGGGCACGACGCCCGACCUGCUCCAAUCUCACGACAAGCUUGCAAUGGACUUGGCCGGCGAUAAGAAGAGCACUGCUUUCGCGAUGCCCAACACGACCCCGGCGGCCAAGGCAAUCGCGCGGAAAGAGAACGAGGAAAAGCGGCUUCGAGAGCGGGAGAGAACGCUGAUUGGCACGCUCGAGAGCACGAAAGGCGAGAACGUUGAGAAGAAACAAGCCUCGGCGUCUGCCGUCGUGGGGCUUCUAGGCGAGAAGAAAUCCCCUUUGGCUAGGAAACCCCAGAAGGAGCAGACGCUGGCACAGAGACAGAAAACCGCGUUGCUAAAACUGAACAUGCGGGGUAUGGCCAUGCGCGGCCAGGAGAUGGGCGAGGUGGCGAUGCACGCGAAGCAGUUUGCCCGUGAAGUGAUGCAGUUCGCUCUGAAGGCCGAGACGCAGCGGAACCAGGCCAAGGAAGGCACCGCGGACUUUUUUAGUAUGGAAAACAAGGAUACGCUGAACCUGUCAGUUGAUGGGUCCACCGGAGUGAAGGAAGCAGCUGAGGAACGCAACCCGCUGGCAGCGUCGUCCCGUGCCCCGCUGGAAAAGGCCUUUUGGGAAGGGUACCGACUCUCGAAUGCGCACGCGGAUUUCUGUCUCCUCGAGGAGUCCAACACAAAAGCGAGCACCUACGGCGAGAUCCAGUCGGAGCGAAUCCUCGAGGACACGAACAUUCGUGGCAUGGAAUUCUCGCGGAAAGACCCGCGCGCUGCGCGCAUCGACACCAUCACCUUCGCCGCGCAGAAGGACAUGGCCCGACGCGAGGGGAUUUCCGAGGCGGUGGCGGCCAUGGCCGACAAAAUGGCGUCCGGGGGCGGCUUGUUGACGAAAGAAACGGUCUCCGGGGACGGAACCAAUGUCACCGUGCAGAGAACCAAAAAGAGGUGGCGCGAGGAGGACCAGGUUGCUUCGAAGCGCAUGCACCGGAGUGCGACUCUAGGCACCGAGGGUUUGUUUGGAGACUUGAAGAUGGCCGGUAGCGACUUCCCGCGCGGGUUCGCCACCAGUUCGAGCCACUGCCCGAAGAAAAAGGGCAAUCUGGACCUAAAGAGCGUCAAGAAGGAUAUCCACGAAUAUGGUUUAGCCGAGCAGUUCGCGACAAACCAGGCGUCUCAAGAGAAGGUGCAAGUGUACCGUGGUGGGGAACGCAAAUCACUGUUCAAGAGCCGGGUCAAAGCAGAGCAGUUUAUCGUACCGUUAGUGAGCAAGGACAAAACGCUGCGAAAAUUCCUGACCGAUACCUCUUUGACCGAGGGCGUGGCGUCCAAAGUUGCCGCGCAGGUUCGCUACAAAGAGAUGCUGCGGGAGCAUGAUGUGGAGAAGGAGCUCGAUACGCUGUUGGAAGUAGGCUCCGAAGCCAUCGCGGAGGACCCGGCGGCCGCCGAACAGAGGCUAGAUUUGGAGAAGCGACAAGUGGAGCUGUGUCCGGUCCCCGCCGAGCGAACAAGGCCGGUGGACCACGAGUCGUUCGAAAAGUCUAUGGCGGAGAAAGCAGAGGCGAACGAGGCCGCCGAGUUGGAGGCGAAAGCCGCGGCCGACAAGAAGGCUGCGGAAGAGGCACAGAGUACCAUGUCAGACGCGAUGCGGAAGAAAAUGGAGGCCAAAUUUGCCGCGGCAAUGGCGGAACAGCAAACCCAGGAGUUUCUCGAGGAAAACGAGGCGGAGCGGGAGGCCCGGCUCGCCAAGCAGAAAAAGUUUCUGGCCGACGAGGAGAUGCGGCUCAGCCACCGCCGGUUCUUCCCGCACUACGAGGAACUGAAGAAGGCGGACCGGGUGAAGUUUCACAUCUCGCAGAGGAGUCUGGCAGAGCGGAUGGCCGUCGGCGACCCAAAGAAGACGAGGCAGAUUCAGUUCUCCUACGGCCGCAACAUGCCCUGCUUAGCUCCGAGCAACGAGGAAGUCGCGAUCAGCUAUUUGAACCGCAAAGUGCGCCAGCAAAAGAACAUCGAGCGCAAGCAGGGCGACCCUUUUGCGGGCGAAGUGCACCUCGAGAACGGGGAGGAAGCGGAAAUGCUGCGCGGCUUUGGCGACGGGUUUCUGGGCGGGAAUUUCGACCCGACGCCGGACAAUUUGGGUGAGGUUUAUCCAAACCCGAAAGAUGCGGAUAAAAUGAGCGCCCGGCAGAAAAUGAUGUACAAUCACGAUAAAUUUUCGGGGAAGAAAUUUGGCUUCGACCCGCUCCCGCAUGAUCCGAAAAAGGGUUCGAAACUUCCGCCAAAUCAGGUCGUGAAAAUGGGCAGGACGAAUUCCCGUAGUUUAGCGCCGAAGCAGAUAGAAAGUGACAAGUCAGGCGAAGAGACGCCCCUCCCGCCGAUCAUUCGCCUGGCCCGCAGCGGGCUCGCGCAGCCCGGGGAGACGACGGACUACGAACUUGGACAGCGCAUUUCGAACGAGACCAAAGACCACUGGCAGACGCACGAGCGGCAGACAGAUUUGGAUAAACAGCAGGAGCAGAUCAAGCGCGACAACCUGGUCGCAAAGUGCAACAAGAUUUUGGCUGCUAUCGCGCCGGAGCUCGUCCGGUCGGAAGCCGGCGAGAAGAUUGCGAAACUGAAAAACAACCCGCAGAACCGGAUCGCACAGCUCGACAAGUUCGUCGCCGCCGCGGCCGCCGGCUAUCUCGACAUGCACACGAUCCGCACCAUGCCGGGCGACUACUGGCGCACGCACAACCACCACCCAGACAUGAUCGGCUUCAUGCAUCAGCGAAAAGAGAUCACCUUAGAGGACGUCACGCAGCACCUGUCCGAGUACAUCAAGACCCGGGCGGCGAUCGAGCAUAGGGAAGCGGUGCUUCUCUACGGGAGAAAGAACGUGGUCGUCAACACGCAGAAGAAAAUCAUGGACCUGCUCCUCGGUUUAGGCAGCGGCGCCGCCUCCGUGCAGGAACGCAACCGCCGUUCACAGGAGGACACGAGCGAAACUCUGGUCGAGCAAAUGAAAAUCGACGCGGAAGUCUACAAUCGCACGCGGUCGAUACAGGGCAUCGGGGACUACCGCACGGACCGGGCCGCCCGGCUGCGGCGACACUUCAACAGCACACUCGGAGCGCCCCGGAAAAGUGACGUGGAGCGGGACUUCAUGGAGCAACCGACCAAAAGUCGAGUCGCCGUUUUGGCCAGUUUGUCCGAGCAAGCGAUCAAGCGCCCACUGUUCCUGCCGCCGGCGAAAACCUUCCGGACGGUUGGAAAUCGGGUGGACGAGAACACCAAGGCAAAGCUGAAUCCGAAGGGAACGCAGUUGUACGCCGAGGUGUGCCAAUUGUCCGAGCUGGUGCCCCGGUUGCGGGAGGUCCACCACCCGGACGAGGGGAAGUUUGACAUCUCCGGCACGUACACGACGGACAACGAGUUGCUCGCGAUGAGCUUCAUGCUCACGAAACGGGCUUUGCUUGAGGUGAACUUCUCGGAGAACACAGAACUCAGUGACGAGGCAGUCGUUACCUUUCUCCGGCGCGUCAUCCAGGAAGGCCCGACGCUCUUCACCCUGAAGAGUUUCAAGAUCGCCGGGUGCACGUCGGUCGGGGACUACGGGCUGCAGGUGUUCAUCGAUCUGAUCCCCAGUUUGAAAUCCUUGCGCGAACUGGAUUUCAGCGGCAUUCGCGCCAUGGCCCCGGGGACGCUGCUCCGCCUUGCGGACGAAGCGGGCGCGCGGCCGUUGCACAAGGUCGUGAUGUCAGAUAUCGAGAUGCCGGGGACUUUGGCGACGCGGGUUCUCGAGUCCGUUCUCGCCAACGACUACUUGAAGGAGCUCGACGUGGGCUGGAAUGCAUUUGGGGAAAAUGUGUUUGUCGAUCUGCGGACCAUGAUCGCGCAGCACAAGACCUUAGAGGUGCUCCGGAUGCCGAACUGCGCGGAGGUCACGCCCGAGCCCGAGCACAACCCCAUCCACAUCUUCCUCGAGGGUUUCGGGGACUACAAGCUGAAAUACAUCGACUUGUCGAUCAACCGCUGCACCAUGAAAUCCUGCUGCAUCUUGGAAGCGGCCUUGUACCAAAAUCGAUGGUGUCUCGAGAUCGACAUGAACAACAACCCUAUUGGCGCCGAGGGCUGCCGCUCCUUAUUCCGCGCGUUCUCCUGCCACCCGACCAUGCAGUUUCUCGGCGUGAGUCUGAUGCACGCGGCCGUUAUGUACGAGGCCGCGGCGCCGCCGCAUGUUUUGCAGCUGCUCGCGGAGGCCGCCGAGGGAAACAAAAAGCAGGAGCCGACCCGGCCGACCCAGAAGGUGGACGAGAAGAAUCCCUGGGAUUUACCAGAAAGGGUCGCGAUCGACCCCAGCACCUCGGCUGGAACGGUUGGUGUGAAUUACAGCUUGUAUUCCUUUCUCCAGUGUAACCCCCAAAGAUCCUACCUGCUCAACAUGGACGACCCAGGGCACCGCGCGAUUCUGCGGUUAUUGUUCCGGAUUAAAGACCGCGUGCCCGGGUGCGCCUUUAUAGGUCUCGACGACUACUUCAUGAACAAUGUGGCGCAACAGGCGAACGGCGGCUGGAACAUCGUGCCGCCCGAGCCGGGCUCCGCGGAGGCGAAGCGAUUUCAGCCCUGGCAGAGCUUCCGCUUCGAGCUUGACUCGGCCGCAGACAUGAGCAGCGCCAGCAACACGAACUUGGUUACCACUUCGCCGGCGGGCAGUCCGAAAGCAGGAGCUACGAAAGACAAGGGCCUCGUUCCCGCGGGGCAAACGGGCGGCGAGAAAGAGGUGGACGCGGCGGUCAAAAUGCUCGCGCAGUUCGGAACGGCGACCAAGAGUGUUUUCACCCGGCAACGGGAAGUUUUUCUUGGAAAUAUUUGGCUGGAUUUGCAAACUUCCGCCGCGGAUCAAAAAAUCUUCCUCGACGCUCUCUCCUUCGAUUUCGAAAUUAGCAACGAGCUGAUCGCCUUCCUGAUCGCCCGGACGCCGCACAUGCGCCACCAAAUCCUCUGCAGCCUGUUCGGCGCGCUGCGGGGUGGAAAAGCGGCGCAGCGGGUGUUGUUCCUCUUCCAGGCCCCCACGGACACGGACAUGAGCCGCAUCUACCUGCACGCGAUGCAGCUUUUGAAUUUUGUGCCGGAGAACCCGAUGGGGCACUACAAACUUUCGCUCGAUUCCGUCGCGGAUUGGGGCGUCGCUGAUAUGAUGAUGAAGAUCGAUGCGUGGGAAUUCAAUCUGGUCAUGACCAACGCCAGAGGGUGCAAAGCGGGGCCGCCGAAAUAUGUGGUUUCUCAGCACGGGAACAAAUCGAACUUUCGCAACGAGCAACUGAACGGCCAUUACUUCGAGAUGCACCCGAACUUCCAGCUGCCCAUGGCCAAUAGCCUAACGUUCGACUACAGCAGCCCACGGCGGCCGCCGGUCGGCGCAGUUCCCAUCGCAGACCCGCAGGUGGAACUUUUGAUGCGGGCCAUGACGGUCAGUAACUGCUGCUUGCGCGACUGCCGGGAUAUUCUCCUGCAGAUCUCCCCCAAAGUGUACCUGACGUGCCGGCAGCUGCGCAGGCUGCUAAACGUGUUCCAGGGGAGCCAGCCGCUCCUGCUCGACGUCAUUGUCAUCCUCAUGAACCGAACUGUCGACUGGUAUCUCAACGAGAAAAUCGUCCGCGCCGCCGUGUGGAGCAGCGUGUGGAAAACGGAGUUGCACAGGAGGGUCGGGAGCUACUACCUGAUGCCCUGGGUGCAGCCGGAAAAUUGGACGUUUGAGUUGGAUUUCCGGUACUACGAAGACAGGCUCGUGCUGCAGGGCAUAUUGGCUUUCGAAGCGGCGGAGGACGGCGAGAACAUUUUGGACGUUGAGUGGGACAAAGACCACGACGGCACGCCCGAUUUGCUCGUGUCCGGUAUCCCCCGCUCUUGGGAGACGGAGGUGCCAAAAGCGGGGUUGCUCCGACUCACCUACGCGUGCGCGCCGGAAUUUGUGCAAUUGAAAUUUCGCCUGAAGAUGGCUUCGCAGUACGGAUUUUGGAACAUUGCCGACGACAUUUCGCUGGACCAAAAGCGCAUCGAGUGGUGGAUGAGCAUCGAGGAAACCCCGGAGUACAUUCUGGACAUAGCGUUAGUCCUAAUGCACAAGUUUCCAAACUUGAAAGCGGCGUUCAAGUACCUCGACCGGUACAAGCGACGACAGAUCAACUUACAGGACAUAAAGGCCCAGUUCUCCCGCAUGCGGGUGAACAAAAGAACGCAGGCGAGGCUCCAAGACGUCUUCCGCUUCCUCGAUCGCGGCGGCGAGGGGCAGGUCAGUUACGACGAGUUUAAGGUUUUUUCCUAUCUCUGGAGCGAGAUGUUCGUCGGGCUGGAGGAGUUCAUAUACCAUUUAAGGUUCAAGAUGGCGGUGGAAAAGCGCGCCUUGGAAACCACGACGUACCGCGACCCACGAAGGCGGCGAAAAGAGGACGUCACGAAAAUGAAAGGCGUGAAGAUGGUCACGGACGCGGAAAAACAGCCCGGCGCGGCCGAGGACUCGCCGGAGGACGACGGAAGCGGUCAGGGGAAGAAGAUGGAGAAGAAAAAAUCUAAGAGCAAAAAAGCCGAAAAGAAAGAAGACACCGAGGCGGAUAAGAAGCGCAAGAUGCAGGAGGAGCGCAAGCGGCUGAUGGAGCGCGUGCAGCCCGGGCCGGUGCUGGGUUUCCUCGACCAGGAUUUCGAGCCCCUGUCGCUCGCCGAAGCCUGGGAUAUCAUGGACACGGACGGCGGAGGAUCUUUAUCCCAGAAGGAGUUUAUCAGCGUCAUCGGGAAGUACCAAUACAGACGGCAAAACGUGGGGAUCAUCUACAACUUCCUCGACGCCGACGGGGACGAGAUUGAGCGGCACGAGUGGAUGUCGGGCUUGGAGAAGAUGAUGAAGAAGAUGCGGGACAACGAGUCGCCCGCGAGUUCCAUGGGCUUCACCGCCUUACACCGCGACUUCCGCGACACGCAGGAUUUAACGAAUUUAUUGGAGGAAGACGUGGACGACGAGGCCUUCAACAUCGACGGGGAUCUGCUCGACGGCGAGGAAGAGGAGGAGGAGGAAGACUUCCUGGACGAUGAGGAGGGAGGUGGUGGGCCCCGGAGAAGCUACCGAACUGCCUCGUCGCUGGAGGAAAACACGGUGUUUGACCCCAACGCUUUGAAAGAUAUCGACUACGGCAUGGAAGACGAAAUCGAUGAGGACAUCGACGAAGACGCGCUGAUCGCCUAGGAGACAAGUUCUUGUAGUUGCGCUCCUCGUCUGCGAUGCUGAUCUUUUAUUGCCUAGUGUUGUUCUUCGAUUCACUUUCGCUCCUGUUUUUAGUACCCCUAGUUGUAGUUCUGCUGCCCGUAACAUUUUGCAGUACAACCCCCCAAAACCUUUCAGCCUCAGCAAAUCAACACAGUACUUCUUACUGACUCUCUGUGCCCCAGAUUGGAAGUAGUCCCCGCCCCGGCCAUCAACCCCGAGUAAAGGCACGCCAUCCGUGAUGGUGUUGCUUUAGCAUGUAUGAUUCUGCUUUUCACUUGACUUCUGUCAUUCACUCUUUACGUUUACAUAAUAACAAAACAUAACAUAACAUAAACAUAUGCACCUCAUAUACAACUCGUUUUUUUUCACAUUAACAUAACUUCAGCUUCUCGUAUUCUACUUUUUGUUUCUAAUCAUAACAUUUUUGGCGAUGAUGAAUUGCGCGUCGAUUCUCAUCUAUCUUCUUAUUUUGGCAAAACAUUCCAGUCUCACGACACAUGCAAGAUUUUGUGAUAUGCGCAGAACAAGGACCACGCUGUACGUAGACCCGGCCUCGUUCUUUUCACUCAUCUUGAUCUUCUUAUUUUGGAAAACCAACGACCCGAAUGCAAACUAUGCUCCUCGAAAUUGAGCUGCGUCAAAAUCCGCCCCACAUCUUCUUUUCGAAGUAAUCUGUAGUAUCUCGAGCAGCGUCCGAAAG